Suillus subaureus is the source of this 402-nucleotide messenger RNA. Its product is annotated as cytochrome P450. The annotation marks the transcript as partial. The record is from RefSeq and is a predicted model, not a curated record. The transcript has 3 exons. Gene Ontology annotation, molecular function: iron ion binding; monooxygenase activity; oxidoreductase activity, acting on paired donors, with incorporation or reduction of molecular oxygen. Lineage: Eukaryota; Fungi; Basidiomycota; Agaricomycetes; Boletales; Suillaceae.
UCCAUCUGUCGGGAUCCAGAAGUCUUUCCUGAGCCUGAAGCCUUCAAGCCUCAACGCUGGAUUGAUGGCCAUGGUCGCCUGAGAGACACUUUAUAUAAUCGUCUCUACGGUUUUGGUCGGCGUAAAUGCCCUGGGCAAUAUAUCGCGGACAGAUCGGCGUUCAUAAGCGCGGUCUUGAUACCUUGGGCCUUCCAGCUCACUCUAGAUCCUACAAAGCCGUUGGAUGACACAGGAUCCAUGAAUGUGGAGAAAGCCCUCCUGCCGUUUACAUACCGGCCGUGCACCACCGAAUUCGAGAUGAUGAUUCCGGGACUAGUCGAGGAGAAUUGGACACAAGUAACUCAUCCUUCAGUACUAUCAGUCAUUAUAUCAAGAUCCCGGGUGGCAUGGGCCCCAUUUUAA